This is a messenger RNA of Pocillopora meandrina, 4003 nucleotides long. Lineage: Eukaryota; Metazoa; Cnidaria; Anthozoa; Scleractinia; Pocilloporidae. The record is from the annotation of a GenBank genome assembly.
AUGGAGCUCAAAACAAAUCAACCGGAUCCAGAAGAGCUCAGUCAGUUAAGGAAAGAAAAAACUGAGCUUUCAACUAAAAUAGAAAAGCUUAGCGAAAGAGUGAACGAAAGUGAGUUGGAUUACAAGAGGCUACAAGAGAAGCUUGAUAAGUACAUCAACUACAAAAGGCGUAAGUACAAAGGCAAAAAGCUGAUAGUGACGUGAUAUAUUUUUACACAGGGUGGUUUAGCCACGUGUUAUCCUUUACACGAAAAGCAAUACUAGGUAAAAUGGUAGUCAAUAUUUCGUUAUCUGUUUAGGAAACGCAGUUAAGUAAAGUUUGUAAGAAGAUGGAGCAGUACUUCGAAUUUUAAAAUCAGGAAUAGACCACACUUCCUAGCUAGUUACUGCCUAAUACCCUUACGGUUUUAGGAGAAAACUAAAAAAAAAAAAGUUUGAGGCACAAGUAGAAGGUCAGUGAUAAGCAAAUUUUUCUGACUAGAAUUUUCUCACAAUCUCAGGUGGGUAUAACCAGGAAGAAUUGUGGUCCGUUUCUUUUGCAACAUUUCUUUUGGUUACUAUCAUUUAAAAUGGUAGGUUUUUUAAACCCGCUAAUUCAUAUGAGUAAACAAGACAGAAUUUCUCCUUACAAUAUCAUAUUCAUUAUUAAGCAGAAAAGUGAGGCGAAUAGAGAAAAAUAUCAAUUAGGGGAAUAUUAGUUUAUCCAAACCCAAAUUCUCCCAACUUACAUCACAAGAAUUGUAUGGGAGACAGUUAGGAGAAUGUUAUGAGAUCUUGGGGGUGAAAGGGUUAACCACAUAGGGUGCGUAUAGUACAAUUUCUGCAAAUAAAUUAGUUAAAUUAAAGUGAAUAUGAUCUGUUGAUUAUAUGAACAAUUAAUAAAAAAUGACAGAUUGAUGAACGAAUAAGCGGAUGGAUAGGCAGUUGUUGGAUAUUAAAUAGUCUGGUGGGGUGGGAUUACGUUCCCUUUUCAACUGUUUUCUGAACUAAAUGUCUUUUUCCCUUUAGAUGUUUUCUCACCAACUUCAACGCAAUUUGGCGACAGCUGUAGAGGUGUCAUAUGUUUCUUAAAGAGAGAGUCGGCUAAACUAUUAACUUACAGAUCCUCCGAUGGCGUAGGAAGCGCGAAUGACAUAUUUGACCAUAGGAGGGGCACCAUCAGCGGAACAGGAGAGAUUAAAAGUUCAUGGUGGUCUAUUUUUCUGGGCCCAUGUUAUCAGCUUGUAAUUACAAACUGCUCUUUGAGAGACGGUAAAAAGAACGGAGAUUCGGCACUUAUGAAUUGGCGACUAGAGGGAUCCAAUGACGGAAAGAACUGGGAAAUAUUUGAAACUGUAAUCAACGUAAAGGAUCCACGGUGCAAGUGCGAAGAUAAGUCUUUAUAUCAUUCACGCUUAUGGUCCCUAAGAGGGGAAAUAAAACCUUUUCGCUUUUUUCGAAUUUUCCAAACGGGUGUCAAUUCAUCCGGAAAAUAUGGAAUAUACUUAUCUGGAGUUGAGCUGUACGGAAUACUUCUAAAAGCAGAGAGCUAACAGCUACAUGGAGGCCUCAAAACAUAGAGUUUUCAUCAAGCAGCCGAGGGAUGAUAGUAACUUCUCAGAAAGUAAGGUCUGUGUACGACCUACCAUCAAAAGUGUCUUUUAGAAGCCACAUAACGUUUUCUUUGUGCUCUUUUACAUUUUUCAUUUAGAGUGUGAUGGAUUGCAGGUCAAAAAAUAUAAAUUUGCAAAUUUUUUUUGAUCAUUUUUUUUUUUUAAGAAUAUGGCAAAGCAGUAUUUUAUAAGCAGUUACAUGGCUUUGUGAACAUUAAAACGUGAGAGACUGGAAUGAUUUGCCAGUUAUCCAUGCUGCUGGAGUAUUUAUGUAAAUAAUAAUAUUACACAUGUGCCCUGGCGAUAGAGUGUCAAUCCUCGUUUGCUCGAGUUUUGUUGCGCAGAAUUCAUUCACUUAGGAAAUGACAAGGUUAUUGAAUUUUCCAAACCUGGGGAGUAGAGGAGAAUUAUCAAGGUUUUUGUUACUGGUGAAAGGAAGUAGAAAUUUAAAAGUGUUAUGUAGAGUGUCUGUUUAUUUUUCAAUAACAUUAUUAUCAAUUAACGACAACUUCAUGAAGUUUCUAAUAUACAAAGAGGCCUUUCUUAUAUUAUCAUUUUUAUUGUUGUUUUUCUUCCUAUAUGUACUUUCGUCAAAACAUCAUUAUUCUGAAUAAAGGGGGAAGUUCUAAAGAAACUGUGGUGUUGCGUCGGUGGGGGAGUUUAAAAAGAUAAUUUGGUUUUAUCAGCUGAGUUGAUGAUAGAAAUUGGCCCCUGUAAAAACUUUCUAAGCUGUCGAUACGAGCGUUAGCCCUUCGUCAGAGCGAAUCAGGGCUAACGCUCGCAACGCAAGCUUAGAAACUCUUUACGGUGGCCAAGUUACAUCAUCAACUCAGUUGAUAAAACAGACGAUCUUGAUAGUAUUUUGGACAAGCUUUAAAUUGGUAGCCUUUAAAAGGAGAAAAAAACAAUUGUUUGAUCUGAUUAAGGGAAACAUUUUGUGUUCAUUUGUCAACUGAUGCACAAACGCGGAAAUAAUGUGUGAAAGACUGAUUAACUUACAUCUUGUGGUAUUGUGUAUUGAAUUCCUACAAAUACCUUACAUCAAUGCGUUAUAGUCAUUAUUCACAAAGUAGACGGUGGAAGUCACAAAAUUUUCUUUAAGCCCAUGCAACUUUUCAAAUAUGCAUGCUGUACGCUGUCAUUUUGUAGUACAAAGUUUGGUUAUUUUAAAAUGGCAUGUCACCUGGUUACUUAGUAACUGAUCAAAUAUUUUGUCAACAGCUGAGACGGAAGCCGAGGGAAAGGGUGAUGGGGAACGUUGAAUGACAUUUCUGAACGUCUUCAUGAAUAAUUUUUUGCGAAAUAAAUGCAUUGAACUUAACAUGAAAUUAAGUCUCUUUGUAUUAAUUGCUGUCAGAAAAAGUCACUGAUUACAUAAGUAUUGCUGACAGCGCAUGUUCUCGCAAAAUUUGUUUUGAAGACAAAUCGUCCUCGACUUCUGACUGAAAGGUACCAGGUAGGUUAUUAUCUCUUUUGUUGUCCACACAGAUAGUUCGUUAUUUCGUUUGUCCGGCUUCGAUCUGCCAUCAAAUCUGAUGAUGAAACAAAGCAGAAGUGUUUGGCUCCAAACUUAUUUUCUCUGUCUUGCCUAAUUUCCGUCUCUAAGCUGAUUUGAGAUUCUAUAGUUUCACACAAAGUGUCUCUUAUCCAAAAUUUUGUUUCAAAUAGCUAGUUUGCAUCUAAAAAAAGUCGUCAAAGAAUGCGAAGAUUGAUGUUAUUCGUCUUUUCACGAACAUGGACAAAGAAAAAAUUUAAGUGAGUCGUCAAGAGAAAUUAAACUCCCGACCAUCGGACUCCGAAGUAUGUAGAACGAGUAUCAUACAUGAAUUUAUCCACGGCCUAACUCACCACAAAGUUCUCAAGGACUCAGUAUCAGUAGUUAAGCAGAUGCAAAUUAUCUUUGCAUUCGGUUUUGCUAGGAGGCGUCUUAAAGUUGUCUUUGAUUCGAGUUAAAGCAGGAAGAAGAUAAGAAGACAAGGAAUGAAGAGGAGAAAAGAUUGAAAGAGGAAAACAUACAACUCGAGUUUAAAAGGGAUGCCUUGAUAAAAUCAAACCAUGAACAACUGACAAGGAUAGGAAAAUUAAAACAAAAACUAGGAACGAUCGAGAGAACGAAAAAAGAGGAUGUGGAAAAAUUGGGAGAACAGAUUAAAAUCCUAAAAGGCGAGAACGAAAAAUUAAUGAUGCUCAAAACAAAUCAACCGGAUCCAGAAGAGCUCAGUCAGUUAAGGAAAGAAAAAACUGAGCUGUCAACCAAAAUUGAACAGCUUAGCGAAAGAGUGAACAAAAGUGACUUGGAUUACAAGAGGCUACAAGAGAAGCUUGAUAAGCACAUCAACUGCAGAAGGCGUAAGUACAAAGGCACAAAGUUAAUAGUGACGUGUUAUAUACUUCUAUACAGGGUGGUUUAG